CAACAACAACAACAACAACAACAACAACAACAACAACAACAACAACAACAACAACAACAACAACAACAACAACAACAACAACAACAACAACAACAACAACAACAACAACAACAACAACAACAACAACAACAACAACAACAACAACAACAACAACAACAACAACAACAACAACAACAACAACAACAACAACAACAACAACAACAACAACAACAACAACAACAACAACAACAACAACAACAACAACAACAACAACAACAACAACAAUCAAACAAACAAACAAAACAACAACAACAACAACAACAACAACAACAACAACAACAACAACAACAACAACAACAACAACAACAACAACAACAACAACAACAACAACAACAACAACAACAACAACAACAACAACAACAACAACAACAACAACAACAACAACAACAACAACAACAACAACAACAACAACAACAACAACAACAACAACAACAACAACAACAACAACAACAACAACAACAACAACAACAACAACAACAACAACAACAACAACAACAACAACAACAACAACAACAACAACAACAACAACAACAACAACAACAACAACAACAACAACAACAACAACAACAACAACAACAACAACAACAACAACAACAA
Molecule: messenger RNA, 636 nt
Organism: Sycon ciliatum
Lineage: Eukaryota; Metazoa; Porifera; Calcarea; Leucosolenida; Sycettidae
Exons: 2
Source: RefSeq, a predicted model, not a curated record